AUGAGUGAUAAAGGUGAAGUAGAUAAGGAUACUAUGAAAAAAAAUUGUGGAGUGUAUGAAAUUAGAAAUAAUGAAGAAAAUGAACAAGUAAAUUAUAUAACAAAUGAAGGAGAAUCUUCUAAUGAUGGUAAUAAUGAAGUUAUGAAUUUAAAGAAUGAAGAUAGUAAUGAUAAUAUAUCAUAUAAUAUGUUAAAUGGAAAUAAUAUUGAUAUAGAAAAUAUUAAUAAGAAUUAUGUAUAUGAUAAAGAUAUUGAAAAUAGAGAUACAUACGAUAAUAGUAAUAAUAUAUCAAAUAGAUUGGAUGAUAUACAUAACAAGACAGAAGAUAUAUCGAUGAAUGAAAAUAAGAAUGUAAAUAACAAUAUUUCUAAUGCGGAAGAAAAUAUAUAUCCUUGCACUUAUAACACUGUUGUUGAAAAUAACGCUUAUAUGAAAAACAUAGAUAUUAUUAAUACUAUUGAAAAUGUUCAAGAUAAUAGUAUAAAAAAUGAUGUGUAUAAUGAAAAUGAUAAUAUCAUUAAUGAUUUAUAUGUUGAUAAUGAAAAUUGGGAGAAUAAAAAUUAUGAACAUAUGAGUGAGAAAAUAAUGGAUUCUGUUAGAUUUGAUAAGACCAAUGAAAUUUCUGAAUUCAACAAGACAUUGGAUACUUCUAAAGAUACAGAAGAUAUAAAUGUUGUAAAUAAAAAAUUAAAUGUUGAAUCGAAUAAAGAUAAUAUAAUUAGUCAUAUUGAUAAUAUGGAAAAUAUUGAAAAUAUUGAUAAUAUGGAUAAUAAUGACAAUAAUGAUAAUAUUGACAAUAAUGAUAAUAUUGAAAAUGGUGAAAAUGUUGAUAAUAAUAUUAUUGAAAAACAGUCAAGGAAGAGAAAGAAAAAUAAACUGUCAGGUAAGAAAAAUUUAUUAAAUAAUGAAACAUAUGAUAAUAAAGAAAAUUAUGAUAAUGUUCUUGUUGGAAAUAAUUAUAUGAAUACAAAUGAUGAGAUUAAUAAAGUUCUACAAAAUAUACAUUUAUUAAAAGCACUUAAUACUAAUGAUGAGAAUGUUAAUACAUUAAAUAUGGAUAUGCUAAACAAAUCUAAUGAGCAUAAUGAUAAUAAUGAAAUUUCAAAACAGCUUUUAGAUAAUAUCAUAUUAUUAAAUUCUCUGAGUAAAUAUAUGAACAAGGAUGAUUUAAAUAAACAAGUUAAAGAAAAAAUGAAAAAUCGUAAUUCAAAAAAAAAGAUGACUCAUGAAGGUACACAAUUAAAUAAAAUUAAUAAAGAACAAAAUGAUAAUAUCCUAAAUGAAAAUAAUAUGGAUGAUGAUAAUAAUGAUCAACAUUUUAAAUUAUCUGAUAAUGAUAAUAAUAUGAUGAAUCCUCUUGGUCUAUUAAAUAACGCCUAUGGAGAAAUGUUAUCUUUAAAUUGUAGCAAUAAUAUGAAUUACCACAAUAAUAAUAAUAUUAAUAUAUGUAAUAAUAAGAAGAAUAAAAAAAAUACCAAGAAACAAACAGUUCUUUGUGCAAAAAAUAAUAAAGCUAUUUUAGAAAAUGAAGAUAAUAACAAAAUGAAUGAUAUUAAAAAUAGAAUUUUUGAAUUAACCACAAAUAAAUUUAAUACUCUUAAUGAGACAAAUAUUGAAGAUAUACAAAAAAAGAUUCUCUUAGAAAAUGGAUUAUUAUAUUCUUCAGAUAUGAUGAAUGGAACUGAUUCUGAAGGAAAUAAUAUGUUAUACAAUAAUUUUGAUAAGGACACUUUAUUAUUAAUUAAUCAAAUGAAGGAAGAAGAAAAAAAUGCCUUGAGAAAUUAUUUAAUGAAUGAUGCUAAUAAUAAAAUAGGAAUGGGUGGUCGCAUAGUGAGUAAAAGAAAAAAACAAGGAAGCAACCAAAUUAACAGUAAUAAUAAUAUGAAUAACUUGAAUGAUUUGAGCAACAAUUUCGAAAUGAAAAAUAAUCAAGAAUAUGUUGGCGAUAAUAAUGUGGCAACUUCAAAUGAUAACUCGAACAAUAAUAAUAAUAAUAUCAAUAUGUCGAAAAAGAAAAAAAAAAUAAAUAAUAUGAUGGAUGAUAAAACUCAAGAUUUGUUGGAUUAUAAAAAUAGUACUAAUAUUCUGAAUAAUGUACUAAACAAUAAUGAGGAAGAAGUUAGAAAACUCAGCAUGAAUAUAUUAAAAAAUAAUGCUAACAGUUAUACUAAUGAAGAAGAGCAAAUCAAAGCUUUAAUUAAUAAUGUAGGUUAUAUUAAUCAACAUAAUAAUAAUAUUAUGAAUAAUGUUCAAAAUAUAAUUAAUUUAAAUAGAGGGAAAGAUAAUUCAUUAAAUGAAUUUUCUACAGUUAAUGAUUAUAUUGCUAAUGUAUAUGAAUCUGCUCAGAAGGAUUAUUUACAUAACGAUAAGAAUAAUAAGAAUAAUAAGAAUAAAAAUAAUACGCAUAUGGAUAAUCCUUUGGCUUCCAAUUUGAUCAAUAUAAAUCAUGAGGAGCAAAUAAAUUUUGUAAAUAAGUUAAAUAUGCUUAUGAAUGAAGGAGAUAUUAAUAAGAAGGAAUUGUUGGAAGCAUAUAUGAGAAAAUAUAACAACAACAACAUCAAUGAUAGUAAUAAUAAUAAUAAUAAUAAUAACUUGCAAACGUUAAAUAAUCAACAAAAUAUAUUAAGCAAUGAACAGGAUAAUAUAUCAUUAUCAUUAGAAGAAAAAAAUUUAUCUUACAAUGAUGUGCUAGUCAAUUUGAAAAGAAGAAAUGUGCUAGAAGAAUUACCUUUUAAUUUUAUUAAACAAAAGAAUGAUGGUGUUAAAAAUACGAUGAAUGACUCCUCAGAUAAAAAAGUUGAUAUACUUUUGGAUCAAGAAUUUAAAGAGGGAAAUAAGAAACAGGAUAAACUUAAUUCUUAUGAUGAGGAAAAGAUUAAUUAUGAAAUUGAAAAAAAUGAAAAUGAUGAAGAGGAAGAAGAAAAAUAUAACCAGAAUUAUGUGACGAACGAAGAUAGAAAUGAUGAUGAGGUGGAUGAUCGUGAUGAUGAUGAUAAUAAUGAUAAUGACAAUUAUAAUAAUAAUAAUAAUAAUAAUCGUAGUAAUCUUAAAAAUUGUGAUAAAAAUAACAACACAAAUGGCAAUAAUAUUUCGAGUGAAGAAAUGGAACAUAAUAAUGAUAGUAAGAAUAAUGAUGAAAAAGAGAAUGGAAAUUAUUUUAAAGAAUGGUAUAAGAAUGUUAGUGAUCAAGUGAGAAAAUUAUUAUUAGAAGGUGGUACCAGUAAAAAUGGAUUUAGUGAAAAUGAAAAAAAUAAAUUAUUAUUAAAUAUAGCAAAAGAAUAUAUAUUAAAAAAUAAUGUAAAUGAGAAAAAAAAAAAAACAUACACAAAGAAUAAAAAUGAAUUAAAUUCAAAUGUUGAAAAUCAUAAUGUGUUUUCUGAUCAAUAUGAUGAUAUAAAUAAUGUACUUUUAAAUAUGCAAAAUGGAAAUAUAAAUGAUAUUGCAAAUAAAAAUAUAAUAAAUUAUGAAGAUAAUAGUACUUUAAUACAUCCUACUAUAGCAAGUACUCGUUUUGAUAUAACUCAUGAAAACCCUAGAGAACAUAUUAAAAGUGAGUGCAGUAGUACUACCAAUAAUAAUUAUAAUAAUAAUAAUAAUUAUAAUAAUAAUAGUAAUUAUAAUAAUUAUUUGGAUUAUAUUAAAAGAAUAACAAAAAAUGAUAAUCAAAAUGAGAAUUUUUUAAAUAUUUUUGAGAAUUCAAAAAAAUAUAAAAAAAAAAAUCUUUCAAAUACAUCUCUUAAUUCUUUAAAUAAUGAUAUAAAUGAAAUAAACGAAAUAUUAAAUGAAAAAUUUGAAAACAAUGAAUCUUUUGACAAAUAUGAAAAUUCUCAACAGCAAAUGAUGAAAAAUAAAUAUAACAGCAAUAUUAAUAUAAGUAAUAAUAAUAUUCAUAAUGAUGAGGAAGAGAUGAAUACUUUGUGUAAUUCAAACUAUCAAGUGAAUAUAAAAAAUGAAGUAAAGGAAGAAAAAGUGAAAGAAAGAAAAGUGAGAAAAUCUCGAAAAAAUCAAAAUUAUGUUGAUGAUAAAAAAAAAAAAAAAAAUAAAGAUAAUAAUUUAAAUAAUGGUGAUAAUAAUACACACGAUAAUAUAUAUUAUGAUCAAAUCAAAACUCUUCAAGAAUUACAUUAUCAAAAUGCAAUUGUUAAUAGUUUGAUGAAUGGGAACAACAUUGAUGUGUGUAAUAUGAAUAAUAACAGUAAGGAUAUAUUUAAAAAGAAGAAAAAUGAUGAUAAUGAAUAUAUAAAUUAUAAAGAACUAAAUAAUGAUGAAAGAAAAAGAAAAAUGAAAGAUAAUAAUAAGAGUAAUAAAAUGGAUAAGAAGAAAAAAGAUGAAGAAUUUUUUAAUCAUAUUAAUGUAUUAAAGAUAGGAGAUAAUGACAUACCACAUAAUAAUAAUAAUAAUGAUGAUAAUAAUAAUAAUAAUAAUAAUAAUAUUAUUAUUAGUAAUGAUGAUCAUAAAUUUACACAUAAUAUAAAUGCACUAAACAAUAAUGAAGAAAAAAUAAAUAUACCAUAUAACUCAAAUGAACACAAAAUUAAUAUUAUUAUCGAUGAAUCUCAUUUUAGUGGAAAAGAAAAAGAAUUAUUAAUAAAAGGAAAAGAAACAUUAUUAUUAGAAGGUAUGAAUGAUGAUAAAGUAGAUGAUGAUAUUGAGAAUAUCGAUAUGACUAGAAAUAUUAAAAAAAUUAAUUUAUAUAAUAUGUAUAACAAGAAUGAAGAUAAAGAUAAUGUUUUAGAUAAUGAAAAUAAAGAAGGAUUAUAUUUAUGUGAUGUAAUGAAAAAUAAUAAUGAAUUAAAAAGAAUUAAUGAUAACUUUUUUAAAUUACAUUCUAAUUUGGCUAGUAAUUUAUUAAGUACAAGUACCAGUGGUAGUUUUACAAAUGAUAAUUAUAAAAGUACACCACUUAAUUUUGAUAUGAAUAAAUUACCUUCUAAUAAUACACCAUUUAAUAAUAUAUACCACAUGGAUGAAAAUAUGAUCACAAAUAAUAAUAUAAAUAUUAUUCCAUUGGUGAAUAAAAAUUAUAAUGGUGAUAUUAUUACUUCUUCAUAUGAUAUUAAAAAAAAGAAUGUACCUAAAAAUAAGAAGAAAAAUAAAAACCAUAUUAAUGAUAAUAAUAUAAUAAAUGUAGAUUAUAAUAUAAAAGGUGUUGUUGAUGAUAUUAAUAAUGUUAAUAGUAAUAUGAUUAAUGUAAAAAAUAUGAAUAGUAAUGAUGAGAAACCUACCAAUAGCACAGAAAAUAUUUUCCCUAGUAACAGUACUAAUAUAAAUGAUAGCAAUAUUGUUAAAGUAGUAGAUAGUCAUGAUUCUAUAAAUAAUGAUGAGGAAGAUUUAGUUAAUGCAUUAAACACUAUAAAAGCUGAUAAAAACAAUGGAGAAAAUAAUAAUAACUAUUCUAUUUUAGAUAGUAAUGAUGUAAUGAUUAAAAACCUUAUGAUUAAAAAUAACUUAUUAUUUGAACAUUUACAAAAGAAUGGUAAAUUUAAUAAGGAUCCAAAUAUAAAAAAUGCAUCACAAAGUUCCUUACAAAGUAAUAUAAUUCGUAACCUUACUUUAUCAAAUAAUUUUCAAAAUGAUUAUAUUUAUAAUGAUAUUAAAAAUGUUUCUUGGAAUAAUAUAAUGGACAAUAAAGAAAAAAAAAUGAUGAACAACAGUUAUGAUGAACAACAACUUAAAGAAAAGGUAGCUAAUUUGAAUGAACAAAAUGAAGAUAUUCUAAACAAAAAAAUGUUAUUUAAAAAUAAAAGUUAUAGUGAUAAUGAUAACUUCUUAAGCUUAUAUUUAAAGAGAAAUGUAUCAUCCUUUUCAGAUUAUAAUAAAGAAUCAGAUAAUAAUUCCUACUUAACUAAACAAAAGAGGAAAAGAAAAAAUGAAAAUAUAAAUUAUGAUAAGAAUAAAGAAUUUUUAGUUAAUCGAACUAAUAGUUUAAAUAUUAAAAGAGUUAGAAGUGGACCAAUAGAAAAUUCACAAAAUGUAUCACACAGUAGUAAUGAUCCUAAAUAUGAAGGUGCAAAAGAAAUUAUAGAUGUAGAUGUAUUAGAUGGAAAUAUGAAUAGUAAUAAUAGUUAUAAUAUUAAAGGAGAUGAUAAUAUAAUUAGUUCAAAUUUUACCGAACCCAUAAAAUUUACAGAAACAUCUUUUGAUGUACAAAAAGAAAGUUUAAAGAAAGAAUCGAAUGAAAAUCAAACAGUUCUUAAAGAGAAAGAUGAAAAUUUGGUAGAUGUAAAAGAUGAUAAAACAAAUCAAUUAUCUAAUGUAACAACUAUUGGAACAUCUAAUUUAGCUGAAUCUACAACAAAAAAUGAAAUUGAUAUAAAAGUAUGUACUUUAAUAAAUUGCCCAACACAUAAUCCACAAAAUUAUGUAAAGAGUAAUGGUAAAAAAGGAGAGUCAUUAGGAGAUGGUACAGAAUUAAAGGAAGAAAAUGAUGAUUUAAAAAGAAUUCCAGGGGUAUAUUAUGAUAAGAAUUCACAAAGAUGGUUUGGUGAACAUAAAAUAAAUGGUGUCAAAUGUGCACAAAGUUUUGCUGUUAAAAAACAUGGAUGUGAAGAAGCUAAACGUUUAGCAAUAGAGUGGAAAAAAGCAAGAAUUCGAGGAGAAGUAUGGGAUAGAUUUAUUAACAAGAAAAAGAAAAAUACAAAUAACAACAACAACAACAACAAUAAUAAUAAUAAUAAUAAUACUAACAAUAAUAAUAAUAAUAACAACAACAAUAACAAUAAUAACAAUAAUAAUAAUAAUAGUAAUAAUAGUGGAUCCAAUAGUAAUAAUAAUAAUAAUAACAACAACAAUAAUAAUAAUAAUAACAAUAACAAUAAUAAUAGUAAUAAUAGUGGAUCCAAUAGUAAUAAUAAUUCUUUGAAAGGAUCUAAGUCAAAUAGACCAUCUGUUGAAGAAUUAAGAUUAAAAUAUUUAUCCAUGAGUAAAAAUAUGCCAAAAGUUAGAGGAGUGUGGUUUAAUUCUACACCUCAAAGAAUGGGAUGGGUUGGUCAAGCAUAUAAAAAAUGUAAAAGAAUCGAAAGAAUUUUUUCUGUUAAUAAAUAUGGUUUUGAAGGAGCAAGGAAAUUAGCUAUUGCUUUUCGCAAUUCUCAAAAACCUGCGAAUGAAGAUAGUGAUGAUGAUAGUUGGUCAAAAGAAGAUAAAAUGAAUAUGAAAAAUUGUGAUGAGAAUUCAAAUAACUAUGAUUAUAAGAAUAACUUCUUAGUUUCUAUGAAUGCAAUAAAAAAUAAUGCAAACAAUUUAAUGAGUAAUGAUAAUAAUAAUAUAAAUAAUCAUAGUAAUAAUAGUAGUACUGAUCAUAAUCAUCACUUAGAUAAUAAUUUAGAAGGUCAAAUGGAAAAUAAUACAGAUAUUAAUAUGGAUAGUAAUAUAGAUAAUGAUAUUGAUAUGCAUAAUAUAGAUAAAAAAAAUAUUAUUAAUAAACAUAAUAAUCAUGAUGAAAAUAAUAAAGAUAUGAGAAUUAAUUUAUGUAGAGAUGCUAUAUUAUUCAUUUUACAUGAUCUUGAAACUAUAUUAGAAUUAAAUAUACCUAUGCUUAGUAAAAAUGUUAAUAUGUAUAAAUUAUGUAUAAAACAUCAUUUAAAUUAUUUAACCUUAAUAAAAAAUGAAGAACAAAUCAUACCUUAUCUAAAUGUAUUUGGUGAUUAUAUACAAAGAUGUAUUCUACCUACCGAUCUACCUUAUGCUGAAUUAUAUGUAUUAAUUGAUUCAUUGAUUCAUAAUGAAAUAUUACCAUCUUAUGAUCAUAAGGAAAAUUUCUGUGAAUAUGUAGCCGUCGAAGAUCCCGGAAUUAUAACACCAUCCAUGUUAUUAUAA
Messenger RNA from Plasmodium gaboni, 7815 nucleotides. RefSeq names its product transcription factor with AP2 domain(s). The transcript has a single exon. Bases 1 to 7815 code for a protein of 2604 amino acids. NCBI's taxonomy places the organism in Eukaryota, Apicomplexa, Aconoidasida, Haemosporida, Plasmodiidae. Gene Ontology annotation, biological process: regulation of DNA-templated transcription. Gene Ontology annotation, molecular function: DNA-binding transcription factor activity. The record is from RefSeq and is a predicted model, not a curated record.